Molecule: messenger RNA, 1707 nt
Organism: Dama dama (fallow deer)
Lineage: Eukaryota; Metazoa; Chordata; Mammalia; Artiodactyla; Cervidae
Gene: SLC22A13
Product: solute carrier family 22 member 13
Biological process (GO): transmembrane transport
Cellular component (GO): membrane
Molecular function (GO): transmembrane transporter activity
Source: RefSeq, a predicted model, not a curated record
AUGGCACCCUUUGCCCAGGUCUUGGCUGAACUGGGCAGCUUUGGUCACUUCCAGGUACAGCUGCUGAUACUGCUGAGUGUGCCCAGCUUCCUGACUGCCUUCUACAUGUUCACCCAGGUCUUCAUGGUCCUGGACAAGGCCCACUAUUGUUCAGUGACCUGGGUCAGGAAUCAGACUCUGAAUCUGAGCGCGGCUGAGCAGCCGGCCCUGAGCUUGCCCCUGGAUGCUGCAGGCAGUCCCAAGCCCUGCCUCAUGUUCCAGUUGCCCCCUGAUGGUGCCAGCCUGGAGGACAUCCUCAGCCACAGCUUCAAUGAGACACAGCUUUGCGAGGUGGGCUGGGUCUAUCCCGAAGGCAGGCCCUUGUCCGUAGAGAAUGAGUUUAACAUGGUCUGUGGUUGGAAGCAUCUGAAGGAAACCUCCCAGUCGGUGUAUGUGGCUGGGCUCCUCAUUGGGGCGCUCAUCUUCAGGCCCCUCUGCAACAGGAUUGGCCACACGGCCACUCUCCUGGUGCAGCUGCUCCUCUUCACCAUCCUCGGCGUGAGCGCAGCCUUUGUGCCCAGCUUUGAGCUCUACAUGAUCCUGUGCUUUUCUGUGGCCGCAGCCGUCGCUGGAUAUACCUUCAGCAACGUCACCCUACGUGACCUCUGCCUGUUUUCAAUUACAGAGUGGGUGGGGCCCUCGUGAAGGAUCCAGGCUGUGGUCCUGGCACAGUGCGCCUUCUCCCUGGGGCAGAUGGCUCUUGCAGGACUUGCCUACCGCAUCUGGAACUGAAGACUCUUCCAGAUUGCUGGUACUGCACUUGUCUUUCUGCUCUUCUACUUCUGGGCCCUGCCAGAAUCUGCACGGUGGCUCCUUACCUGGGGGAGGGGAGAGGAGGCCAAACAACUGAUCCAGAAAGUAGCCUUGGUCAACAGGCGCAAACUCUCCUCCGAGCUCCUGAGCCAGAUACUUCUGGCCCCAGAGAAGACCAGCCCUGCAGGGAAUGCCCUAGAUCUGUUCCAACACCCCCAGCUCCGGAAGGAGACCCUGAUUCUUUUCUACAUCUGGUUUGUGGACAGCCUGGUAUUCUAUGGCCUGGGCCUCAGGGUGGGGGAUUUUGGCCUGAAUAUCUACCUGACACAGUUAAUCUUUGGAGCAGUAGAGGUGCCUGCCUGCUACUGCAGCAUCUUUAUAAUGGAAUGGAUGGGCCGCAGGUAGAGUCAGUCGGGGAUUCUGGUUCUGGGUGGCCUCGUGUGUAUCACCAUCAUCUUCGUCCCAGCAGAUCUGCCUGUGGUGCUUGUUGUGCUGGCUCUGGUGGGGAAGUUUGCCUUGGCGGCUGGAUUUACCAUCUUCUACGUGGACUCUGCUGAGCUCUUCCCCACUGUCAUCAGGCAGAAGGGCAUGGGGCUGGUGAGCAUCUUCUCAAGGAUCAGGGGCAUCCUCAUGCCACUCAUGAUCCUGCUGGGCAAGUAUCAUGCGUCCCUGUUCGUGCUCAUCUACGGCAGCCUCCCCAUUGGGGCCAGCUUACUCUGCCCUGGCCAGACCCUGAAGGACACCGUCGACGACCUGGAGCAAGAAUUCUGACCACGCUCUCUGAAGGCAGUGCUCUCAGAAAAGGAUUUGGAGGCCUCGGGAAGUAUCUCCAGCCCAGGGGUAGCCUUUAAAGCAGCACUUAGCUCUGUGACUAUGUCUCCAAAGCUAGACCGGCAGCAGCAGAGAGCUGCCUAG